AUGUGGCUGCCCACGUCUUUGAUCGCCAUCGCCGUCGCCGCUGCGACGCUGGCGUGUGAAGUCCCCCCCGGCACGCCCCCGGACAACAUCCCAGAGGGCUUCGCGAUCCAGGUCCAGAACGCGUCCUACUCCUCCAUCCACAACCGCCUAAUGAACCAGUGGGCGGCAGGAGGCGGCGAUCAGCAUCUGUAUCUCAGCCCGGCAGGCUCCCCUGCAGGCAACCUAGCUCUCGUCAACGGCGUCAUUACCCAGCUGAGCGACGACAAGACCAUCCGGGCCGUGAUAAACGGAGAGGUCUGUCCGAGUCCCCCGUCCCACCCCAGUCCAGAUCUCUCGUCUGAUCCGAGCCCCGAAGCACAGUACACCGCCUUCGACAACACCACCAAGGUGUUCAUGACGGAGCGCGGGGAUCCGCGCGCCAUCUACGACGUCGCGUACGGGUGCAACCCGGACACGGACGCCCUCCAGACCGAGCUGGUUUUCAAGGAGCGAGCCGGCGUGACAGGCGGACACAUUUGCGUGAGGCCCGCGUCCGGCAACAGGUACGAGUUCCGCUACUCGCCUCCGGGGAACACGGGUAAGUCUCGAACUUGUCCCGCAGCAUGGCCGCUUCUUCAGGGUACUAAGCCAGGCAUGGCCGACAGCUGUCGAUGA
Molecule: messenger RNA, 654 nt
Organism: Metarhizium album ARSEF 1941
Lineage: Eukaryota; Fungi; Ascomycota; Sordariomycetes; Hypocreales; Clavicipitaceae
Exons: 1
Coding region: 1-654 (217 amino acids)
Source: RefSeq, a predicted model, not a curated record